AUGGCCUCCCAGGACGUCGAGGCAGCCACUGCGCUGAAGGUGCAGGGCAACAAGGCUUUCACUCAGCAUGAGUGGCCUACCGCCGUUAGUUUCUACACCCAGGCGAUCGAGAAGUAUGACAAGGAGCCAUCAUUCUUCAGCAACCGAGCUCAGUGCCACAUCAAGCUCGAAGCAUAUGGGUUCGCAGUCGCAGACGCCACGAAGGCGCUGGAUCUCGACCCAAACUACAUCAAGGCCUACUGGCGACGCGCCCUGGCGAACAGCGCAAUCCUGAACUACCGGGAAGCGAUGAAGGAUUUCAAAGCCGUUGUGAAGCGCGAACCCGGUAACCGCGACGCGAAGUUAAAACUGGCAGAAUGCGAGAAGCUGGUGCGGCGGCUGGAGUUUGAGAAGGCGAUUGAGGUUGCGGAUCCGCCGUCGGCAUUUGAGAGCUUGGACAUCGAUGCUAUGGCCGUGGAUGAUGGGUAUGACGGUGUGAAGCUGGGGUCGGAGAUGACGCAGGAGUUUAUCGAUGAUAUGAUUGAGCGCUUCAAGGAUGGGAAGAAGAUUCACCGGAAGUAUGCGUUCCAGAUUGUCAAGGCUGUCAAGGACAUUGUCUACGCUGAGCCGACGAUGGUCGAGAUUGGGGUGGAUGAGGGCAAGAGGUUGACUGUUUGUGGUGAUACACAUGGACAAUUCUUCGACCUGUUGGAGAUCUUCCGCCUGAAUGGAUUCCCGUCCGACACCCAUGCAUACCUGUUCAACGGUGACUUUGUGGACCGUGGCUCAUGGUCUACUGAGAUUGCCCUUCUCUUAUAUGCCUACAAGUGGCUGCGACCAAACGGCAUCUUCCUGAACCGCGGAAACCACGAAACGGACGACAUGAACAAGGUGUACGGCUUCGAAGGUGAAUGUCGGGCCAAGUACAACGAGACAAUGUUCAAGGUCUUCUCCGAGUCCUUCUCAGCGCUGCCCCUGGCGACCCUGAUCGGCAGCAAGUACCUUGUCCUCCAUGGUGGUCUCUUCUCCAACGACAAGACGACACUGGAUGAUAUCCGAAAGCUCAACCGUCACAACCAGAAACAGCCCGGUCAGCAAGGGUUGAUGAUGGAGAUGCUCUGGACGGAUCCCCAGACAGAGCCUGGUCGCGGACCCAGCAAGCGCGGUGUCGGUCUGCAGUUCGGCCCUGAUGUUACCAAGCGCUUCUGCGAGAACAACGGACUGGAAGCCAUCAUCCGUUCGCACGAGGUGCGCAUGAAUGGAUACGAGGUUGAGCACGAUGGACGAUGCAUCACGGUGUUCUCUGCUCCCAAGUACUGCGAUACGACAGAGAACAAGGGUGCUUUCAUUAAGAUUGGACCCGAGCUCAAGCUUGAGUACCAGGUCUUUGAUGCUGUUCCUCACCCAGACAUCAAGCCGAUGGCUUAUGCCCAAAGCUCGCUGAUGUCUAUGAUGUUUUAUCGCGGUCCUGAACGACUCCCAUUAACUGACCUCUUUUGUUCUUCUUCCCAUUACACUCUCUCACAUACCCCCAUUGAGCCUGUCAAAAUGGAGUUCGACCCCAAAACCCCUCCAUUCCUCACCUCCGAUCCAAAGAGCUUCGGCUACAAGUCCGUCAACGACCGAUGGCCUGUCAUUCUGACCGGUGCCAUUGACGACUUGCAUCGGACUGUCGCCGACGUGACCGAUGAGGAGAAGCGCAAGGAGGGAAAGACCAUCAUUGAGGAGCUGGCGAAGCUGAAAUACGAGCUUCAGCAUGAUAGACAGUUGACUCCCCUCGAGGACGACGGCGAGCCAGAUAUUGAGGAGUACAAUGAGGAAAUCGAGCAGCGAGGAAACCCAAAGUGGCACAAUGUGUCGUGGCUCUUCUCGGAGUGCUAUCUCUAUAGGCGCAUGGCUACCCUCUUCGCCCGGUCGACGCACUGGAAGAGCUACGAUGUAUUCGCCCGCCAGAAGAUGUCCACCUUCAAGUCCUCUCGGCCCGCCGUGCUCGAAUUAGCCGCCAGAUACAAGGAGCUUGCCAACGAGGCGAAGGAGGGCAAGAACACCGAGGAAUCCGAUCGCCUCCUCUUCUCAGAGAUGUGCGAGAUCUGUCUGUGGGGUAACGCUACAGACCUUUCACUCCUAACGAACCUUACAUACGAGGAUAUCCAGAAACUGCAGGGCUCGCAAGCCCGCAAGGCAGCAGAGGACAACAUCCUCGUCAACGACCUCAACGCCGCAUUCGACGUCCUCCGACAAGCCCGUGAAGAAAACAAGCCCGAGCGCCGCGUCGACAUUGUUCUGGACAACGCCGGUUUCGAGCUCUUCGUCGACCUCGUUCUCGCCGGAUACCUCCUGUCCGCGGGCCUCGCAACAAGCGUGGUGCUCCGCCCCAAGCUGAUCCCCUGGUUCGUGUCGGACGUUAUCCCCCGCGACUUUGCAGACCUCAUCCAAGCCAUCGCCAACCCCCAGGGCUUCUAUACCGCGCCUGACGAGUCCGGAAACAAACAACCCCCGCUCUCGGAUAAGGAGGUCGACGAGGUCAAGUUCCUCUUCGACCAGUGGAGCCACUUCCACGCGGAGGGGAAGCUGAUCAUCCGCCCUCACCCCUUCUGGACGGCAGGCGGCUCCUACUGGCGCAUGCCGCACGUUGCGCCGGAUCUCUUCGAGGACCUGAAAGAGGCUGAGCUCGUCUUGUUCAAGGGUGACCUUAACUACAGAAAGCUAGUUAAUGAUGCCGACUGGGACCCAACAACCCCCUUCACAACCGCCAUUGGCCCACUAGGACCGCACUCCGGUAUCCGCGUCAUGUCCUUCCGCACCUGCAAGGCCGAUUGCGUUGUUGGCCUGCCGGCCGGCAAGGACGAGGAAUUGAGCAAGGCCUACGAAGGCUCAGGAACUGGGGGCCGCGAAUGGGCGUGGAGCGGCAAAUGGGCUGUCAUCUCUUUCUGUGAUGGAAAGGUUUGA
This is a messenger RNA of Aspergillus mulundensis, 2928 nucleotides long. It is a transcript of the gene ppt1, whose product is annotated as protein serine/threonine phosphatase PPT1. The transcript is spliced from 10 exons. Gene Ontology annotation, cellular component: cytoplasm; nucleus. The record is from RefSeq and is a predicted model, not a curated record. Gene Ontology annotation, biological process: DNA damage response. NCBI's taxonomy places the organism in Eukaryota, Fungi, Ascomycota, Eurotiomycetes, Eurotiales, Aspergillaceae. Gene Ontology annotation, molecular function: phosphatase activity; protein binding. Bases 1 to 2928 code for a protein of 975 amino acids.